Messenger RNA from Parascedosporium putredinis, 1884 nucleotides. The record is from the annotation of a GenBank genome assembly. NCBI's taxonomy places the organism in Eukaryota, Fungi, Ascomycota, Sordariomycetes, Microascales, Microascaceae.
AUGGCUCCAUUUCGGAGGUCGCAUAACCUGCGCUGCUUCUACUGCAACUGUCCAACUGGCAUCAGAUUUGAAGGCCAGAGCGAGAUCCUUUGUCCUCGCUGCGAUGCGACGAACUACCUCGAUGAAGAUGGCGACAUCACCGACCCUCCAGUCGCGACGACCACCGCCUCGCAGUCGCAAGCCUACGCCUUCCAGCGAUCCCCGACACCGCAGUCUCCCGAGUCAUCACAAAGCAUAUUCUGCGCCCAGUGCCUGAAGAACCAGCACCUUUACACCGCGUCUUUGGCACAGUACUUCCCCGAUGACCCCGACCACCCAGACUAUCCCGCCCUGGAGCGGAAAUACUACAAAUUUCGGCAAGACCUGGAGGACCGGUAUCCUCAAAUGUGCGCCGACUGCGAGCCCAAGGUCCUGUCCAAGCUCAACGCGGCGGGCUACAUUGCGAAAACCGAUUUCCUGCGCACCGCCAUGGAGAAGAGUCGCGCAAAUCGAACCUCGCCCCGCAGACGCACCAUGAUGUCGCUGACGGACGGUCUAGGAAGGUGGCUAUGGUACAGCGCUUUCGUAGCUCAGGUCUUGUGGCACGUCUCCGCCGUCGUCGACGUUGUCUCCACCGACCUUUCCCUGGAGGCGAGGCAACACUGGCUGCUCCGCGCCUGGGACUUGACCAGCCGGUUUCUACCCUCCACGGGCAGCUUGAUCCGGAUCUCUCUCCAAAUGACGCUCUUGGGUAUUUGGUGGAAUCCCAAGUUUCCAGAGGUGGUGAGAGGAUUCUCCAGGCCCAUCGUAGGGCUGCCUAAGUGGUAUGCAUUCCAGGGUAUGCUAGCCACGGCCAGGUACCUGUUCCCCAAGAUUGCCAGCCUCGAGGUGGAGCACACGGAGCAAGCCAACGCCCAGUUUGCCAUCCAUACCUUUGUGGCUGGCCUCAUAUUCUAUGUCUAUAUUCUUGCCCGGAAGAGCGUGAAGCUGGACACUAGUCCCUUGUUUGCGCCCGCAGAGAUGCCAACCGUGCGGCAGCCAAGGAUCACUCGAUCUGGUGCCAAACGCGAGACUCGACUGGUCUCCCCCUUCGCCACACUUGAGCCCCCUCCGAGCCGGGCGCCGCCGCGGCCUAGCCAGGCGGCGUACGCCGAGGAGAUGGACUGGGAACGUACGGAGGAGCCUGCCCCGCGCUGCGGGACUUUGGGGUCGCCAAAGCACAGCCCUUUGGCGCACCCGUCCCUCGCGGGGAUCAGCGCCGGCCCAGAGACUCGUGAACCCGGCUCCCCGGCAACGCAGGCUAUAAAGCAAGAUCGGGAGAUAUUCACCGCUCGUUUCGGCGGGAGCACCAUGCUCGGCGGCGACAAGAAGAAGCUAGCGGACGAAGGCCAUGUGAAUUUUGCGCCGCCGUCCUUCUUCUCGCAGGACAAUACGGGCGCCGAUCCGCGAAACUCUCUCGCCGACAUGUUGAGCAGCGGGUUCUCGCUGAGCCAGGAGGAGGAGAAUGCUGCGAAAUCACGGUCGUCGAGGAACGCGAAGCGCGGCCUAUUUUCCGGCGUAGUCCCUGCUACGCCCUCCGGGUCGUCUGGCGGGCCAGGUGACCGCCGAGGGUUCCGAAGUAUCGAUGCGGCGUUCCUCGUGGUGAUCAUGAGGGCCAGUUUGGGGAUGAGCGCCCUCCUCACCCUGCUCCUGUCCCGGGACGCCAUCUCUCGGCUGGGGCAGGCCGGCGGCGCCUCGACUGCCAAUGUCCUGGAGCUCGUCCUCUGCAUCGCCGAGGUCGGGGCCGUGGGGCAUCUUUCUCUCAAGGUUUGGACCAGCCCAGUCUUGUGCGAUGGCUGUUUUACCCAAGGACUGUGGACCAUUGUCGUGAUGCUCGGGCACCGCUUGUGGAAUGCCAUACCAUAA